Drosophila willistoni is the source of this 1500-nucleotide messenger RNA. RefSeq names its product dehydrogenase/reductase SDR family member on chromosome X. Bases 189 to 1256 code for a protein of 355 amino acids. Lineage: Eukaryota; Metazoa; Arthropoda; Insecta; Diptera; Drosophilidae. The record is from RefSeq and is a predicted model, not a curated record. The transcript has 5 exons.
UAGACCAGUUGGCUGCUUUAUUUUCUAUUUUGCCUCAUCAAACUGAGUCAUUUAAAGAAUAUACCCCAAUUUAUGCCCUCAUUGGGUAGAGCACGGGGAAAUCGUGCUGACUCAGUUCAAGUGUCGCAAAAGUGCACUCAUCAUCUGGCGUUGAGUUGAGUUCCACCGUUUAUUGAGACGACAAAACGAUGUUUUUUGCUAUUUUUUGGUUACUUUUCAUAGCAUUGUUGCUAGCUGCAUUUCUUUUCUCGAAGACAACCAAAGAAUUUCCCAAAUCCUGGUUUGAAUGGAAGACAGAGUUUCGUUAUCAAUAUCUUGGCAUUAUAGGACUCAUACACGAUGCACAAUACGCGGCACGAGAUCGCGUGGCACUUUAUAAACAACCGGAUCGAAUUGCUGUCAUCACUGGCGGUAAUCGUGGCAUCGGAUUGCGAAUUGUAGAGAAGCUGUUGGCCUGCGAUAUGACAGUCAUAAUGGGCGUUCGUGAUCCUCGCAGUGCCGAAGCCGCCGUCGCAGGUGUCGUCGAUUUAAGUGAAACGAAGGGCAAACUCAUUUGCGAACAACUCGAUGUGGGUGACUUGAAAUCUGUUCAGGCUUUUGCACAACUCAUCAAAGAUAAAUAUCAAAAAAUUGAUUUACUGUUGAAUAAUGCUGGCAUAAUGUUUGCACCCUUCAAACUAACCGCCGAUGGGUAUGAAUCGCAUUUCGCCACCAAUUUCUUGGGUCAUUUCCUGCUAACACAUUUAUUGCUGCCCCAACUGAGAGCUGGUGGCAAGGCUGGCAGAAAUUCACGUAUUGUAAAUGUUAGUUCCUGUGUGAACCUUAUUGGACGCAUUAACUACAAGGAUAUCAAUGGAACAAAACAUUAUUAUCCCGGCACUGCGUACAGUCAAUCGAAAUUGGCUCAAAUUUUGUACACGCGUCACCUGCAGACAUUGCUCGAUGCGGAGAAUGCUCACGUCCAGGUCAAUGUUGUGCAUCCCGGCAUUGUGGACACGGAUCUGUUUGAACAUUCGGCCACCACAUCUGUGCCAUUAUUUAAGAAGCUAUUCUUCAAGACUCCCGAAAGAGGAUCACGCACUGUGGUAUUCGCGGCCAUAGAUCCCUCAAUUGAGGGACAGGGCGGCACCUAUUUGAGUAACGGUGGCAAAGGACCCUUCCACAGUGAUGCCAAGAAGCCGGCCAAGUGCGAACAACUGUUUCAAUUCUCCUGCGAUUUGCUGAAAAUCAAACAAUAUGGCAAUGGUGUAUACUAAGCUGAUCACAUCAAUCAAAAACCAUACCAAGCCACAUUCUAAUCUCUAUAAACAAAAAACUGGUGCAACGUACUUUUCUACUUUCCAUGUAAAUGAAUUUUUCUUAUGUCUUACAUAUAUAAAAUUGUUUUUUAUAUACUUGUAGAGAAAAUUGACUCAUAAUUUGAGGGUGAAGAUUUUUUAUUUGGUUAAUAUGUUGACUUUGUGUAAAUUAAAUCAUGUUUGUGUUUCUUUUAAGAUUUAA